CCCUGGGUUUGGUGUUCAUAUGCAUGGGGUUUUGUGCACUUAAGAUUGCAAUUAGAGUUUUCUUUCUUUCUUUUACUGGGUUCGGUCUGUUUUACUCUCUUGAACUGUGAAUUUGAUUUUUUUUUGCCAUUUUUUCAGCUUUGUUGCCUCUUUUCCCCCUGGGUUUAGUUUUCAUGUUCAUGGGUUCCGCGCACUUAAGAUUGGAUUAGAGUUUUUUUUUUUUUUUUUUCCUUUUUACUGGGUUUUGGCCAGUUUUACUCUGUUGAGCCGUGAAUACUUCAAGUUUUCUGGGAAUAAAUUUUUGCUUAUAUAUUUGCUGGUCAACAGUGCUAAUUUUCCGAUAUAUUGGCCAGAAUUGAAGGAAGAAGGCACUUAAAUCAUCCAUUGAAAUGGAGAACACCAACUACGAGGAGGAGCUGAAGAAUGAUCGCAGGCUUGUUUGCAGUCUCAUAUACGAGAUUAAUUGCAGAAAAGAACAGUUGUCCCAAAUGGAACGUGAAUAUAACGAGAUGACCGCAACUCUUCGAGGACUCAUCAAUGGCCUCAUAGCAAAAAUUAACUCCAAGGACAGUAAUCUGUGGGGUUGGGAGCUUCAAUAUAAUGUAACUGUGAGACAGUUGAAGGGCAAGAAUGCUGCGUUGCGCCUUGCGUUUGCUGAAGGCACUUAAUCUUCCAUUAAAAUGGAGAAAACCAACUACGAGCUGGAGCUGAAGAACGAGCGAAGGCGUGUUUGCAGUCUCUUAUAUGAGAUUGAUCGCAGAAAACAACAGUCAUUCGAAAUGGAACGUAAAUAUAACAAUACGACUGCGACUCUUCAAGGACUCAUUGAUGGCCUCAUAGCGAAAAUUAACUCCAAGGACAGUUGUUUGUGGGAUUGGGAGCUUCGAUAUAAUGAAACCAUGAGACAGUUGAAGGGCGAGAACGCGGCGUUGCGCCGUGUGUUUGCCGAAGAAAAUCGAAAGGAAAAGGCUGAAAACUAUAAGCUGAGGUGUGAACUUAGACGGCGAACCAAGGAACUCAAAGAUUAUAAAUCUCAGAAUGAUAACAAUAUGGAACGAAGAAGCUUUUUGAAUGAAAUUGAAGCGCCGAAAGAGAAUGUGCCUUGUCGAGAUCUUAUUGAACUCGAGAAAACUACGAGCGAUCAGAUUGCUGCUCUAAAGGAACAAUUGGAGGAAACAUCAGAGGCAUUGAAAGAUAUGGAAAGCCGAUACAGUUGUCUUACGGUGAAACAAAUCUUAACUAAUCAAGAAGUGCAAGAUGCUCGAAAAGAAUCGAUAAAUGGUCUUAAUGAUGUAUUGACAAGCCGAACAACUCUUGUAGUAAAAAGAAUGGGAGAGAUCGAUCAAAAAGCUUUUGAAGUUGCUAGCUCUGGGAAGUUCCCGAACGAAGAUUGGCAAGAAACGUGUGCUAAAUUAUGUUCAUUAUGGCAACAAAACGUGCAGGAUCCGAAAUGGCACCCGUUUAAGAUGAUCAAUAUCCGAGGCAACUUGCAGGAAAUAGUAGAUGAAGACGACGAGAAGCUGAAGGAGUUGAGAAAUGAAUACGGUGAUGUCGUGUACGAGGCUGUUAGCACCGCAUUGAUGGAAAUGAACGAAUAUAAUGCGAGCGGAAGGUAUGCAGUCCCCGAGAUUUGGAACAGAAAGGAAGGAAGGAAAGCCACCAUGAAAGAAAUCAUUCAGUACGUAAUCGGGCAACUGAAGAUUCAUAAGCGUAAACGAAAGCAAAUUCCGUGAUCUCGAUCGCUAUUUACAUGGUAAGCUUACCUAUCCUUUACUGUCAAUCACUAAUUUGUUCAUGUUCGCUUUUUACAUAUCAUGAAAACUAAUCAUUUCGAGAUUUGUGGUUGUCAUUCCCAACAACUUUGUUUUCAAUACUUUUUAAUAUCAUUUUAGAUUUUAAAA
This is a messenger RNA of Gossypium raimondii (Peruvian cotton), 1901 nucleotides long. Its product is annotated as factor of DNA methylation 1. The record is from RefSeq and is a predicted model, not a curated record. The transcript is spliced from 7 exons. The coding region runs from base 681 to 1733 and encodes 350 amino acids. Gene Ontology annotation, biological process: gene silencing by siRNA-directed DNA methylation. Lineage: Eukaryota; Viridiplantae; Streptophyta; Magnoliopsida; Malvales; Malvaceae.